This is a messenger RNA of Parastagonospora nodorum SN15, 2121 nucleotides long. RefSeq lists its product as hypothetical. Gene Ontology annotation, molecular function: histone binding; DNA binding. The record is from RefSeq and is a predicted model, not a curated record. NCBI's taxonomy places the organism in Eukaryota, Fungi, Ascomycota, Dothideomycetes, Pleosporales, Phaeosphaeriaceae. Gene Ontology annotation, biological process: positive regulation of DNA-templated transcription. The transcript has 2 exons. Gene Ontology annotation, cellular component: SWI/SNF complex. The coding region runs from base 1 to 2121 and encodes 706 amino acids.
AUGUUCUCUUCAGACGAGCAUGAGUUUGAUUUUGACGCUUUGAUAGACACAAGCAUGAUUGAAGAACCAACCAUCAAAGAGUCUUCACGCGAACCUUCAGCAGCGACCCCAGCCGUGGCUUCUGACAACCCUCUCGACGCACCAGACGGCCCGCGACCGGAUGCUGAAGAUGCCGACGGCCAGGACGACGAGGAGAUGGGCGGAACCGAUGACACGAAGAAAGAGAAGGACGCCGAUGGUGCUGAAGUAGUGGACCCGGAGGCGCAAGCAAAGGCUGACCUGCAAUCUGCUGCACGCUCGCAUUUCGUCACGCAAACAUAUGCGACCAUCAUUCCGAGCUACGCGACAUGGUUCGAUAUGCGCUACAUCGACUACCGCGAGCGCAAGGCCCUGCCCGAGUUCUUCAACAACCGCAACCGCAGCAAGACGCCCGCCGUGUACCGCGACUAUCGCGACUUCAUGAUCAACACAUACCGCUUGAACCCGUCAGAGUACCUUACCGUCACAGCAUGCAGAAGGAACUUGGCUGGUGACGUUUGCGCCAUCAUGCGCGUACACGCCUUCCUCGAGCAGUGGGGAUUGAUCAACUACCAGGUCGACCCUCAAGAGCGCCCAUCAAACAUUGGUCCUCCAUUCACCGGCCACUUCCGCGUUACCGUUGAUACACCCCGAGGACUACAGCCAUUCCAACCAGGCCCUGGAUCCAAGGUCACUGAUGGAAAGCAGCACGCCGGUACCGACCGCGCUGCGAGCCAACAGCCCACCGCAAAGAGCGAGACCAAAUCGCUGGCCGGACGCAACAUCUACGAGGCGAACGGCAAAGAGGCGUCAGCAGAACCCAAGGCAUCGAAUGGUGAGACUGUGGCGAACGGCAAUUCAGCCGAUGUCAAAGAUCUUGAGGCUGCCGCGAAGGAGCCCAUCAAGGUGAUCAACUGCUUCAGCUGCGGCGUCGAAUGCACCCGUGUACAUUUCCACGAGACCAGCACUCCGGAAGCAGCUGGACAAACCAAGAGUGUAGGCGGCUUGAAGCGGGUCGUCUGCCCAAGAUGUUACUCGGAGGCUAAUUUCCCCGGUAAUACGUCAAGCGCAAACUACGUCAAGGUCUCCAACCCAGAGUACUCACCAGCGCCAGACGGCGAGGAGAAAUGGUCUGAAGAGGAGGUCCUGUUGCUGCUCGAAGGUCUGGAGGAGUUUGAUGAUGACUGGAACCGAGUCGCCGACCAUGUCCAGACCAAGACUCGCGAGCAGUGUGUGAUGAAGUUCCUGCAACUCGAGAUUGAAGACAAGUACAUUGAGGCAGACGUGCCAUCAAAUGAGCCUGCUGCACCAUCGAUGAAGUUCCUAAAGGAUCUGGAGUACCUCAACGCAGGCCGUGCGCCAAUCCACCACGCUGAAAACCCUGUCCUGAGUGUCGUCAGCUUCCUCGCUGGUCUUGCACCCGCGAACGUUACUGAAGCCGCCGUCGCCUCGGGCCGCAGCGUCACGGAGAUGAAGCGCAUCCUCCAAGACAAGAUCAACAAGACCCCCACCGCGCCCUCAGAAAAGGGCAAGGAGAAGGAAGGCGAGACCGCGACUGCAUCAUCAGACGUCAAGCCCGAAGGCAGCGCCGACGCCAUGGACGUCGACUCCUCCACCGCCCUCACCACAAAGGACACCAGCACCCCGUCCGACCCGUCCAACCCGCUCGUCACCCUCCCCUUCGCCCUCUCCGCCGCACGCGCCUCGGCCCUCGCCUCCCACGAGGAGCGCCACAUCACGCGCCUCGUGUCUGGCACCGUCAACCUACAACUGCAAAAACUCCAGCUCAAGCUCGCGCACUUCAACGACUUUGAGAAACUCCUCUCUGCUGAGCGCCGCGAUCUCCAGCGCCGCCGCCAGCAGCUCUUCAUGGACCGCCUCAACUUCCAGCGCCGAGUUCGCGCGCUCGAAGACGCGACGAAGAAAAUUGCGGCUACCGCGGGAGCGCAGCCGGAUGAGGCGAUGGAGAGGCUUGCGGAGGCGAUGCGUGCGUUUGGCGUGGGCAAGGGCGAGGAUGGCAUGGGGACGAAGAGGGAUAGUGUCGAUGAAGGGGUGCAGCCUGUUGCGGAGGGUGCAGAGGGGUAUGCGAAGAUGGAGAUUUAG